Molecule: messenger RNA, 2882 nt
Organism: Portunus trituberculatus (swimming crab)
Lineage: Eukaryota; Metazoa; Arthropoda; Malacostraca; Decapoda; Portunidae
Product: translation initiation factor IF-2-like
Exons: 5
Coding region: 77-1885 (602 amino acids)
Source: RefSeq, a predicted model, not a curated record
UAAGACGCGGACGUGAUCGGUCUCCAAGUAAAGGCCACCAUUUGAGAGACAUCUGUACCACGUUAUUGUUACGGUCAUGAGGUGGAAGGCAGUCGUGAUUAUUCUAAUAGCAAUUGGAUUGUGCCAAAGGGCAGGUGGAGUAACAACAGGAAAACUUGAUGAUGGCUCACAGUCAGAUGUUACUGCAGACCAGUCACAAAAUGAUGACAAGAUACAAUCAGAGGAUGAAGACUUGGUGACUCCAGAGGAUGUAAUUAUGAAGACACUUCCUAAAGGUGAGGGUGAGGUAAAAACCUUGGAGGCAAGACCACCUUUAAAGUUGGCAGAAGAUAGCAGGAGGGAGGCUACACCAGAACCUAGGACACAGCAAAAACCAACACACAACAUAAAGUCUAAGACUAAGCCUGCAACCAAAGCAAAGCCUCUAGCAGCAAAAGCAAAUCCAAAAUCAGUAUUGAAAGCACAGCCUAAAUUACAAUCCAAGACACAGACUGAAUCACCACCAAAACCAGAGCCUACAUCUGAAUCUAAAGCACCGCCAAAGAUAAGUCCCAGAAGAAAUCUUGAGGACAAGCUAACUGAAAAAAUCACUACUGAAUCUAAUCCAGAACCUGAAACACAUCAAGAACCAAAGACAAAAUUAAAAUCUAAACAGCCCCCAAAAAAGUCUGAAGAUCAACCUAAACCACAAGAAGAGUCAGCUACUGAAGCGGCAGCCAGUGAUGACUUUGACAGACAAAAGGCAGUUUCUCCCAUUGCUCAGUUGGAGACCAAAGCACAGUCCAAACCUGAACCAAAAACACUAUCUAAGACAAGUCAAGAAACAAAUCCUGAAGACAAACUCUCACAGAAAACUACUACUAAAUCAAAGACAGAACCUAAGACACAUGAAACAAAGCCAAACUUAAAACCCAAGCAGCCUAAAACAAUGUCCGAAGAUCAAACCAAACCACAGAAAGAAGAGUCACCUACUGAAGCAGCAGUUACUGAUGACUCUGACAGACAGAAGCCAGUCUCUCCUAAUGGUCAGUCAGAUUCCAAAGCACAAUCCACGGUAAGUCAAGAAACAGAUCCUGAAGACAAGCUCAGAGAAAAAAGUACCACUAAAUCUAAUCCAGAACCUGAAAUACAUGAAACAAAGCCAAAGUUAAAGGCCAAGCAUUCUAAAACAAUGUCCAAAGACCAACCCAAACCACAGCAAGAAGAGUCAGCCACUGAUGACUCUGACAGACAGAAGGCAGUCUCUCCCAUUGCUCAGGUGGAAUCCAAAGUGCAACCUAAACCUGAACCAAAAACACAAACAAAGACAAGUCAAGAAAUGAAUCCUGAAGACAAACUCUCAAAGAAAACUAUAAGUGAGUCAAAGACAGAACCUAAAACACAUGAAACAAAGCCAAAGUCAAAACCCAAACAGCCUAAAACAAUGUCCAAAGAUGAACCUAAACCACAGGAAGAAGUGUCACCUACUGAAGCCACAGCCACUGAUGACUCUGACAGACAGAAAAUAGUUCCUCCAAUUGCUCUCCUUCCUAUUUUUCUACAAUCUUCUCCAUCUCCAAGCUUUUUGAAGAAUGAGACAAAACCCAAAACAACUGAUGAAGAAGAGGAUUACAAAUUUGAUGAAGAAAGUGAAGCGAUGCCACCACCUGCGGGAAUGACAUCUCAUAGCAAAGUGGGCCUCAUCUCCAUCACCAUCAUCACUCUUGCUGUGGUUGUUACCAUCAUGGGGGUGUGGUAUAAAAGGAUCAGCUUUGACCACCAACGCUACAAAGACCACACCCUGCUGAUGGAUGAUGAGGAGGAACUUGGAGUCUUCAACCGCUUUUCAUACAACUCUGCAAGAUUUAACACGUAUGAAUCUUGGAAUCAGAUGAAACUCGCAUAGAAUAGCUGUUGUUCCACUGGUAUGGUUCAUCCGGGUCACAUGGAGUUAUGUUGGCAUGGAACUAGGUAACAGCAUGAAGCUGCUGUGAAUUUAGAAUAAUUUUUAUAUGUUCUAAUGUAAGAGAAAAAUCAAUGUUUCCACAUUGGCCAUAUGACAUUAAGAAUAAGUACAACAUUAAAUUGUCACCAGUUAAUUAAAAAAGUGUAUAUAUUUUUGUACCUCAGAUGUUACUGAUGAAGACCAUCACUAAUUGCUGUUGCAUGGCGAGUAUUUUAAGGAAGGAAUUAUGUUGUAAAGGGGCAUAUGCAUAACACUAAAUUGUUAUAUUUCCCUCCAUGAAACAAAUGUAAAUAUUCAGGUUAUCUUCUAAUAAUACAUAUAAAAUAGUGGUGUUAUUUUCAUUAAUAACUUUAAAGAAAAUGUAAAGAGAAAUUUUUAAAUUGACUGGAUUUACUUAUGUUUUCAAUCUAAUAUCAACAUGUAAUAGAAAGGUUUAUGAAUAUGACUGUAUGUAAAUAUGAAUGCAUGCAUGUAAAUACCAGACUUUGGCAUUUUUAUAGUGGCCAAUGUUGCAUUGUUAUAUAAAUAGACUUUUGAUACUGUUUAAGUUCCAGUUUCUGUAUAUGCAAGAAAACAUCCAGUGGGAAAAAGAAUGUAAAUUGUAUAUAAUUUUUUUUCUCUUUUCCUUAAAUGUGAUGUGUGUUACAAACUGGAGAGAUUUUUAGUUUUAUAACCUUGCAUAAUUUCUUCACUUAAUUGUUAUGCAGAAAAUAGAGAUGUAGUAAUUCAAUUCAGCUUUAAGAUAAUCCAUUACACUACUGCUACUACAGUAAAACUACUAAAACUUGUACUACUUCUACUACUACUACUGUUGUUGCUGGUACUACUGCUAUUGUUACUAUAGCACUAAUAAUCUACUACAAAAUUGAAAUCUACAUAAUGUGGGAAUAUGAAAGUCUGUUGUGUGAUUAUGGAUAAAAAAGGAAAAUGACCUUUA